Carassius auratus (goldfish) is the source of this 726-nucleotide messenger RNA. RefSeq names its product BET1-like protein. Lineage: Eukaryota; Metazoa; Chordata; Actinopteri; Cypriniformes; Cyprinidae. The transcript has 4 exons. The record is from RefSeq and is a predicted model, not a curated record. The coding region runs from base 1 to 333 and encodes 110 amino acids.
AUGGCUGAUCCGUGGAAUCGAGGACAUGGUGCUGUGGAUGACAUGCUGGACGCUGAAAACAGGCUAAUGGCUGAAAAUCUGGCCAGUAAAGUCUCUAGACUUAAAUCUCUGGCGUAUGACAUUGACAAAGAUGCUGAAGAACAGAAUAGCUACUUGGAUGGCAUGGACUCUAAUUUCCUCAGCGCAACUGGCCUGCUGACUGGAAGCGUGAAGAGGUUUUCCACAAUGGUACGAUCCGGCCGAGACAACAGAAAGAUCUUGUGUUAUGUGUCUGCCGGUUCGGUUGUGGCCUUCUUCCUGCUGUAUUAUCUAGUGACACGGAUCCAGAACUAAUGGCUCAUUUGCUAAGAUUUUAGAACCGGUUUCUCAGUUCUAUGAGAAUUUUUUGGAUGCUCUGUUUGAUUCUUUUAUGAGGUGAUUUCAGAAAAGUGUUCAGCAAAUGACUUCCCAUUCAUAUAAAAGAGGAACGACUGCAGUUUGAGGAUGAUUGAUUACAUUAAACUUUAUUUGAGCAAGCGCUUUGUUUACGCUAUUAGAAUUGGUCUAUUCUGUGUAUAUUUUUAUUCAUAAUCGAAAGUAUAAUAGUUGCUGUUUUAUUUCAAAUUAAUUAAAAACAUUUUUACAUUACCAUGCUUUAUAUUUUUAUCGUUGUAGAUUAUGAAAGAAAAUGUAACUAAACGAAUACUAUUUUGAUAAUUAUGUACAUUAAAAUGAUUUUAAAUGUAA